AUGAACUUGGCAAGAGCCAGGCAGCUUCUCUCCACUCCGCAGCUCAGCCCCGGAAGCUCCGACCGGGAUGAGGUUGAAAUCCACAUGCUGGCAGAGGAGGAAGAUGGAGACCAGACGGAGCACAACGAGAAGGCGGAGAUGAGCCUUGAACCGCCGCUGCCGGGGCCCAGAGCAGGCACGCCUACCCGGAGGAACGCGGGGGACCGUGGCAGCCUGAGCAACUCCUCUGGGUUCGUCCACAAGUUCCGAGCGCCGCGCACAGCCGCGACCCCCGCCGCCGAUGGCCCGCAGCCUGCCAAGCCCCCAUACUCCUACAUCGCGCUCAUCACUAUGGCUAUCCUGCAGAGUCCGCACAAGCGCCUGACGCUCAGCGGCAUCUGCGCCUUCAUCAGCGGCCGCUUCCCGUACUACCGCCGCAAAUUCCCCGCCUGGCAGAACAGCAUCCGCCACAACCUGUCGCUUAACGACUGCUUCGUCAAGAUUCCUCGCGAGCCAGGCCACCCCGGCAAAGGCAACUACUGGAGCCUGGACCCCGCCUCCCAGGACAUGUUCGACAAUGGCAGCUUCCUCAGGCGCAGGAAGCGCUUCAAGCGCCACCACCCGCCCUCGGGAGGCCACCUGCACUGUCCCUUCCCUCCACCGCCUGUGCCUGCCACCCUGCACGUCUCCCACCCCAGCCUCCUGCUCCGUUACUCUUCCCCGCCGCAGCCUGGCCUCCGAGUCCAUCAAGCCGCUCCACCCGGGAGCCGCCCGUGCGCUCCGCUGCAUCCGCAUCCGCUCCGCUACCUGCUGCUUGCCGCCCCCGCCUAUGCCGAAGCGCCUAGAAAAGCCGAAGAUGCGGACCCGGCCACGUCCCGCGCCAUCCCCGUAAUGCAACCCGCACUGGGUUCCCAGCCUUGGGACGGAGCCGAGGGCUCGGGAUCUCCGCCUGGACGCGGCUGUACCUCGUUCACCAUCGAGAGUAUCAUGCAGGGGGUCAGAGGAGAAGGAACUGGGGAUGCGCAGAGUCCGCCCUCCGCUUCGUGGAGCUACUGCCACCUGCUGCAGCACCCAUCGCGCUUGCUGCACCCCCAGGCCCUUUCCCCGCUGCUGCAAGUGUCCGCCCGGACAAUGUUGCAGCAGCAGCCUCAGCAAGAGGAGCACCACUGUGCCAGGAGCUGCGCUCCUUGUAAAGGCGCACGGUUGGGCAGGCACCUGACGGCCGGCCGUUGCGGCUUUGCUGAAGCAUCAGCCUGCCACUGA
Molecule: messenger RNA, 1242 nt
Organism: Phodopus roborovskii (desert hamster)
Lineage: Eukaryota; Metazoa; Chordata; Mammalia; Rodentia; Cricetidae
Gene: Foxd4
Product: forkhead box D4
Exons: 1
Coding region: 1-1242 (413 amino acids)
Biological process (GO): anatomical structure morphogenesis; regulation of transcription by RNA polymerase II; cell differentiation
Molecular function (GO): RNA polymerase II cis-regulatory region sequence-specific DNA binding; DNA-binding transcription factor activity, RNA polymerase II-specific
Source: RefSeq, a predicted model, not a curated record